ACGAGCGAAAUCUUCCACCGUAGGCCAAGGAGGAAUAGGAUUGCACUUGCAGGCAGGCAUCGACCUCUCCACCACGGGAAUGACCACGGGAACUUCGCUUGCUGCUCGGCUGCUGUAGACCGACACUGGACGGGACUCUCCACCAUCUCUCCUCUCAGCUCCGUACCUCUCGUUCCCCUUCGACGAUCUCAGAAGCUCCCUGUACGCUUUCGGCUCCUCAAUUUCUCCGUCCUGGCAUCCGAUUUCGUCCCGCGUUCUGGGAACUGUUGUCAGUUAAAUUUCUCAAUUCUCGUCCAGAGGUUCUUCUUGUCGUCUCCUCGGCAUAUUGUUGUUCUGUUCUUAGGAAAAAUUCGGCCUGUUGACAAUCGAGGCUGCUGGUUUUUGGUUUUGGUGAAGCUGUUGAUGCCGUACUGCUAGGGCUUGAAACCUGAAAGCUUGUCCAGUCCAGUCUUACAGAUGAGAGAUGUUAUGUAUUAUACUUCAUCGACACAAUUUUUGUCUUCCUUGAGAUUAUGAAAAGUAUCCGAGACUGGGCGUUCUCGCAGAUUUUGACCAAUUCGUUGGCAUCAUCUAUACCGUUAUCUUGUAGUAACAGGUUUUUUAAUCAGGAAAAACCCAACGAGGAGCUUGGUGACCAAGCAGAUUCAACUGAUGCAGAUAUUGCUGAUCGACCAUCUUCCCGUAGCCACACUCAGGAGGUUCAUCAUCACUCCUCACAGCAACAUGAAGUUCUACUCAGAGGCAAUGAAAACCCUCAGUCUAGUCCCAUUGAGCGUAAUAUGACUCCAUUGUCAAAGAUUGAUGAUCUCCAAGUCAAGCUUCUGCGACUUCUUCUACGUCUGGGCCACUCACGUGACAAUCUUCUGGUGGGAAAGGUUUUGUACCGAAUGAACCUGGCAGCCCUAUUACAAGAAGGAGAAGCAGAUUCCAAAACACUGAAACUCAGACAUGAUCGAGUUAGGUCUCUAGCAGCUGCAGAGGAGGCUGCUGGCUCCCCUGAUUUGGACUUCUCGAUCAGAAUACUUCUCCUGGGGAAAACAGGGGUUGGCAAGAGUGCAACAGCAAAUUCCAUCCUUGGUCAAAUGAAGACAGCCACCAGCGCUUUUCGACCAGCCACAGACUGCAUUCGAGAGGUGUCAGGAACUGUGAAUGGGAUCAAAGUAUCUUUCAUUGAUACCCCUGGCUUCUUACCUUCUUCUGCAAGUACCAUGGGAAGAAAUCGAAAGAUUAUGCUCAAAGUGAAGAAGUAUCUCAGGAGGUCGCCCCCUGACAUUGUUUUGUUCUUCGAACGCUUAGACCACAUAAAUGCCAAUUACAACGAGAACACCCUCCUGAAGCUUAUGACCGAAGUAUUCGGUAAUGCCAUUUGGUUCAACACAAUCCUUGUCAUGACUCAUGCUUCCUGUUCACUUCCAGAAGGCCCUAAUGGGUAUCAAGUCAUGUACGAAUCUUAUGUAAGUCAGUGCAGUGAGUUGAUUCAACAGUCUAUUCAUCAGGCUGUGGCAGACUCAAGACUUGAAAAUCCUGUACUGUUAGUUGAGAAUCAUCCUCUAUGCAAGAGGAACUCAAUGGGACAGAAGAUUCUUCCUAAUGGGCAGGCUUGGAUAUCUCAAUUCCUAUUGUUAUGUGUCUGCACGAAAGUCCUGAAUGAUGCUAAUAGGUUACUGGAAUUUCGUGAGAGCAUUCUGUUGGGUCCACCAAGUGCUUCCAGACAGCCUUCUUUGCCUCAUCUCCUUUCAUCUAUUCUGCGUCAUCGUUCGAUGCUUAGUAGUGGGGAACCAGACGAAGAAGUCAGUGAAAUUUUGAUUUCAGAAAGUGAGGAAGAAGAAGAAGAAUAUGAUCAGUUGCCUUCAAUCAGAAUCCUGACGAAAUCACAGUUUGAGAAAAUGACUGAGUCACAGAAGCAAGACUAUCUAGAUGAGUUGGAUUAUCGGGAAACUCUCUAUCUGAAGAAGCAGUUGAAAGAAGAGCUUCGCAAGCAGAGAGAGCAGAUGCUUUCGAAAGUGGAUGAUACGAUUUCAACCCUGGAAGAUAAUUAUGAGUCCUCCGGGCAAGCAUCUAUGGAGCCAGUUGCUCUACCUGAUAUGGCAGUCCCUCCAAGUUUUGACUCUGAUUGCCCUGUUCAUCGAUACCGUGGGCUAGUCAGAAGUGACCAAAUUCUCUUGAGACCAGUUCAUGAUCCUCAUGGUUGGGAUCAGGAUGUGGGUUUUGACGGGAUCAAUGUGGAGACAUCCACUGAGAUAAAGAGGAAUCUCAUUGGCUCAGUCAUGGGACAGCUGAGCAAAGAUAAGAACGAUUUCAGCGUCCACUCCGAGUGUGGAGUAGCCUACAGAGCUCUCAGUGGGCCCUCUUACUCAGUGGGUCUCGAUGUCCAAUCAGCCGGUGGUAAAGAUUUGAUCUGCACGGUUCGAAGUGGCGCAAAGCUGAGAAACUUCCUGAAGAAGCACAAUGUUGCUAAUUGUGGAGUUUCACUGACGUCUUUCAAGAACAAGUACUAUUUAGGUGCCAAGAUAGAGGAUCAGGUUUAUGUCGGUAAGAGGCUUAAAUUUGUAGCAAAUGCGGGUCGAUUGGGGGGGCCUGCGGGAAAAGUGGCAUAUGGUGGAGGUUUGGAAGCUACUCUCAGAGGGAGAGAUUACCCAGUGAGGACGGAUCACAUGAGCUUAGGGAUGACAGUCUUGUCCUUUGACCGAGACACAGUGAUCAGUGGUAAUUUAGAGUCUGAGUUUUGUUUGACCCGAGAUACCAGAUUGUCCAUUAGCGGAAAUCUGAACAACCGGAACCUAGGACAGAUAUGCAUAAGGACGAGUAGCUCGGAGCAUAUGGAAAUUGCUCUGAUAGCUCUGGUUUCCAUCUUGAGGGGCCUCUUUUGUAGAAAGGCCCAUAUGUCUGAUAUCGUGAACAGCGACCAAUGAUUUGGAUGAAGAUCUAAUGAACUGCAUCAGGAGAUAACAGCUUCAGCUUGAAAAGGUAAAAUUCCGGCUAUAGAAAGGGUAAAAGGUCUGCUUCCAAUUUCGAUUCACUUGGAGGCAGUGCUGCGGUUCUUAGCUCUGGGUGCGGAGAGGUUUUAUCGAUUUGACUUUCAACAGUUUUCAUAAUUGCACAGUAGAAGGAAACCUUGGGAAGUGAAUUUUGGGUUGGGUAGUAUCCUGUACAAUAAUAAUUCGACGAGAGAUUCUUAAACCGCGGUUUUUUUGUUGCUGUAGCAUCGUGGUCCUUUUUUUUCUGGGGACUAUUGAGACAUUUGAAAAGGAAUAUAUAUUGUAAGCUUGGUGAA
Molecule: messenger RNA, 3274 nt
Organism: Punica granatum (pomegranate)
Lineage: Eukaryota; Viridiplantae; Streptophyta; Magnoliopsida; Myrtales; Lythraceae
Source: RefSeq, a predicted model, not a curated record